Bathycoccus prasinos is the source of this 1443-nucleotide messenger RNA. RefSeq lists its product with no specific name. Gene Ontology annotation, molecular function: calcium ion binding. The transcript is spliced from 2 exons. Lineage: Eukaryota; Viridiplantae; Chlorophyta; Mamiellophyceae; Mamiellales; Bathycoccaceae. The record is from RefSeq and is a predicted model, not a curated record. Bases 1 to 1443 code for a protein of 480 amino acids.
AUGUGUGUGUAUUUUUUGAGUGCUCAAAAUAUAUUUUCUUUUCAACAGAGCUACGUCGCCUAUUUAUGGGAGAAAUCGAGUUGGACGGUGCCGUUGUUUCACCAGCAGCACGUCAUGAAUUUGAUUCAGCGGUUGCUCUUCGUGACCUUUUCGAUCGUCGCUAAUGUGGGCAUUCUGUAUUACCAUUGGACGACGCCGCCGCAUCCGAAGUUUACCGUUUUACGAAAGUCGAGAAUAUGCAUUCGCGCGCAUCUUCUCAGCGGAACGAUUAACGUCUGCUUGCCAAUAGCAGCGUUUUGUACUGUAAACAAAGACAUUUCGACAACGAUUAUGUGGAUCACGGUCUUCUUUGAUAUCAUUCACUUGAUUACGGUACUCAUUCAGACACCAGACGUGAAUGGGCAAAGAGUUUUGACCGUUCCCGCUUACCAAUUUAUAUCACUCGUUAAAAUUGUGAGCGUUUCCGGUUUAAUUUCUGCCCUUCUGGAUUCUUCGCUUUAUCAACUCGAACGACUCGAAUGGUUGUGGUCCGUUUGGGCUAACCAUCAAACGUACGCCUGGGUAAGAGUAUGGAUUAACGCUUUGUAUUUCCUUCAAGCUUGCGGAGAAAGUCGAUACACUGUCUCGGUCAUCAUAGCAGGAACAAUUGGUGCUGGACAGGCGUACGGUUUCACCAUCAUGAUCGGAUUAAUUUUGUGGCUCGUCGCUUUCAAUAUAAUUCUUCGUCGAAUGACGUACUUACUCGUCGCGAAAUUUUCUGUGAAGAAGACUUAUUCGGAAAAAGAACAGCAGGAGUUGAACUUGGAAAUGAGCGCCAUGCUUCAGUUUUUCCACGAAUCACAUCAUUCGCUAUACCAUGAUUCUCGAUAUAGAACGCGUGUCACUGUCGUUCAAAAGAUCUUAUUCGACCUUGAAUACGUGAAAACCAUCGUCGACUCCACCGGAAACGAAAUAUCGCAACAGUUUGCACCGAUACGGACCAUACCUGACGAGGUCCAGGCGCGAUGCGUCUUCGAAUCGAUUGACUUCGAUGGGAGUGGAGGUCUCGAUAUUUUAGAGCUCGGGCAGGUCUUUCUCACGAAUGGCGUCUCAAUUGCUGUCACACAAAAGAUGUGCAAAAAAGCUUUUGGUUCGUUUGAUUUGAACAACGAUGGUUUGAUCGACUUGAAGGAGUUCACUACCGCUUUCAAGCCGUAUUGGUCGUACCAAUUUAACGCGGUAUACGAUCUCUUGAAAGACGCUCCGCAUUUGCUAAAGAAUGUCAUUAACGUGCCUCUGCAAAACGCAGCGGGCGGAUGCCCGUUCAGCGCGGCGCAUUCCAUUCCGCUCGAUUUCGAUUCAUCAGUAAUCGAUUGGGUGAAAUUGAUUCGAGGCGAGAACGUAUCAAAUCUCGACCACGCUUUAAAACGCGUGAAAAAAAGACUGGACAGGCUCAAAGUUUAA